AUGACUCAACCCGGCGCUCGUAGAGCAAAUCACUAUGCCACCCAGAGUGGUGGCUCCACCAUCAACCAGAAGGCCGUUCUCGCCUCCGCGUAUCAGGAGCUUGGCAAGGAGCUCGCUUCUUCCAAACUCAAAAUCGUCGGCAACUAUACCCUACAGCGUCCCAUCGGCGAAGGCACCUUUGGAAAGGUACGCCUCGGCCUUCAUCGUCUCACCAACACUCGCGUAGCCAUCAAACAGAUACCUAAGGCUCAUUCCGCCAGCCUCACGCGCGAGAUUCACCACCACCGCCGUCUCCACCAUCCCAACGUCAUGCAGCUCUACGAAGUCAUUGCAACAGAACAAUAUAUCUGGAUGGUCAGCGAGCUUUGCGCAGGAGGCGAGCUCUACGACUACCUUGUCGAGAAUCAGGUGCUUGCAGAGCCCGAAGCCCGCAGAAUCUUUGGCCAGCUCUGCCUUGCCGUCGCCUACGUCCACAGCAAGGGCAUCGUACAUCGCGACCUCAAGCUCGAAAAUAUUCUCCUAGAUGAACGUUGCAACGUCAAGCUAGGCGAUUUCGGCUUCACCCGCGAAUUCGAACGCAAUCGUCUCAUGGAUACCUUCUGCGGCACCACCGGCUAUGCCUCCCCGGAGAUGCUUGCCGGCAAAAAGUACACGGGGGAGCAGGUCGACAUUUGGUCACUCGGCGUAAUCCUGUACGCUCUUCUUUGCGGUGCAUUGCCCUUUGAUGACGACGACGAGUCCGUCAUGAAGCACAAGAUUCUUCGAGGAGAAUUUGAAAUCCCCGAGUGCCUCUCUGAAGAAGCACAAGACCUCGUCGCAUCCAUUCUCCAACAAGAUCCUACCAAGCGUCCCACCAUUCAGUCCAUCCUUGCGCAUCCGUGGUUCACAAAGACGAUGGUUCACACUCCCAUGUCGACGGUCGAGGAGGACGAAAGUACUACAGACUACUUUGGCAGUAAGUCCAACCCCUCAGCGUCGCAUUCCAUCGAGCAAGCUCAGCGGCAGCUUUCAAUAUCAGCGCCACUGCCUCCUGCUGAAGAAGUAGAUCGCACCGACGCGGCAGUUCCGACGAGCUCGGAGUUCUCUGAACAAGCUCAAGGCGAGGGCUCCCAGGCACGUCAUCACCACCACCUUACGGCGAGUUCCGAGCAGAGCUACCAUUCAGCUCGCAGCGAUAGCGAGUCUAGCGACCGUCGCUCCACCAACACGGAUUUCACUGAUCCGACCACAGCUGACAGUCUCAGCCGCACAGACGAGGUCACAGGCUUCGACGAGGCCAUCGAUCAAAUCACUGCAUCGUCACCACACUCCGACACUGUUGCUGCCCCCCAAUCCGACAAGCACACUAUGAGCUUGCAUCGCAACGGGUCUCAGACCACCAUCAGACGUCUAGGCUCCAAUGGCAGCGAUGCCUCUCUCGGCGGUCUCACGAGAUCACUCACAAAGUCUACCUCUACAUCUUUGCCAACACAUCAUGAGUUGCCGGCCGGAUUGGAUGUCCGAGGGGAGGAAGAUCAUCUGCCCAUCUACCAAUCCGUUCCGCUCGCCAAGAGAGGAUCCCAAAGCUCAUCACGCGGCCAUCACCGCACGCCGUCUAGGACCAAGCGCCGCUCGCUCUCUUCUGGCGGUCUAUCAGAUCAUCACCCGCCUUCGCUCGGCCGUAAGCCUGUCGACUACCUCUCGCAGCUAGUCCACCUCCAGCCUGCCACCUUUUCGACUUCUACAGAGCAAAACUUGCUUCAUCAACUCAGCACCCUCGGUAUGGACGUAGGUCAGAUGGUCCAUAGCGUCGUCACAGAUGCAUGUGACGCAAGCGGCGCUACAUGGUGGAUGCUUCUGCGCAAAGCUAAAGUCCGCCAGGCCGAGCAGUCUGCCACCACUUCACCUAUUCCUCAAGCCGUUUCUGCACCUGUCGACCAGUCUAUGCCCAUGGAGGCACCGAUCUCGGGCGCCUCUGACCAAAGCGUCGCAUCUGCACAAGCUCACACUCCACCGCCACCGCUUCCCGUCAAGGCUCCAGCCAGGUGGUCCGAAGAAGCAUCUCGGUCAAACGAUCGUCCUACGUCAUCCCUGACGGCCUCAAGGUCCGAGGGCUCUCGCCUAAAAGAGGGAAGCAAUCGGCGACUGCAGACCGUCGUUUCGCACGAAGAAUUAGACGUUUCGUCUGCACCUGCUCUGUACGCCUCUGCCUCAGAGGUCGUCUUGAAUGCCGCUUCUGCCGCGCAGCAGGGACUCAACGUGCCGACGUCUGCGUCCGGGCCUGUCGACAGCCUGUCGGUCUCAAACGCAUCGCUUCUGAGCGACAGAAGCUUAUCAAGCACGCCCGACUCUAUGAGCCCUCGACCAAAGUCGCAACAUCGUCAUACCACGGCCGUUACCACCCCUUCCAAACUGCAACACAGUGUGACGACGAUACUAGGCAGCAGCCCAACGUCCGAAGGACCCACAAAAGCACGACGCAAUUCGCAGAACGGUCGUCCUCGGAGCAACUCGUUCACUGUCAAGCACUUCGCUCAGAGCGUCCUGGGCACCAAGGAUCGUUCGGCCACUUCAUCUCCGGUGCGUCCGCCCCCCGAUCAAGUCAUCGUGGCGGGCGAAGCGCUCCCUAUGGAAAGCGUCAAGAGUCCGACGCUUUUCGGUCGUCGCAAUACCGUCUCUAAUGUCAAAGACUCGAUGGUCGGCAUUCUUUCGAAUCCCUCUACUCCAAAGAAAACCCCAGCCGACAUGCUCGACAAGCCUCGGAAGAGCACUGGCAAGAAGAGCAGCGAGGCGGACCUUGACCGCGUCAAGGCUCUCGAACGCAACGCUUAUUCUCCAUCAGGUUCUCCAUCGCGCUCGAUCACGACCCAAGCUACUGCUGACAAGGCGAACAACGCUGUACCUUCGACUUCGCAAGAUUCCUUCAGCACCAUGUCUGCCACGCCUCAAGGCAGUGAAAAGAGCGGGCCGCGUGGCAAAGCUGGCUCUUCUUUCAUGGCGACGGUGCGCACGUGGCUCGGAGGCAACGAGAAGCCGGCGAGAAAGUCCAAGACGGACAAAAAAGGUGGCAGCGGAGCGCAUCGUGGCCUAGGUAUCGACGAUGGCACAAUCACAGCAAGGUCGCAUACCAGCACGGUCAAACAUCCUGGCGGUGUGUCCUCGUUGGCACACGGAACGCCUUCGCGCAGCGCUAGCGUGCGACGAAGGUCGGCCCACUAUCAGCAGACCUCCACUAGCCGCCGCGGUGGUCCUAGAAGCCCGCACUUGGGCAGCAUGAGCCGACGAUCCUCGAAUGGCAGCUCGUAUCAGCCUCAUCUCGACAUACCCCCCAACAGUUUCCAGCAGAGCAUGAAUCGACCGGCCAACCCGAGGCGCAUGAGUGCCGGCAGUAUCACGCCCACAGGUACUCUGUAUGGCGACUAUGUCAGCGAGCUAGCGGGUGCACAUGGUCCUUCGCGGCACAGUCGACCCUCGAGCUCUCAUUCGGUGGCCCACUCCAACGCUGCGACACGACCCGGAUUGCCUGGCAAAGCCGGAUCGACAGGCAGCACUAGCUCCAUCUAUCGUCAUGGACAGGCGGCCAGCGUCUACUCGACGGGUAGCGGACGCCGCCAUCCGAGACCUAGUCAGGAUGGCGGUACGAUCGUCCGAAGGCAUCGCACCUACGCCUCGUCUUCGGGAAGUCCGAGCCGGCGCAACUCGUUCCGUCACGAUUCGCGGCCAUCGUCGAUCAAGUCGCGAGCCUCUUCGCCCGGCCGUGCCAUGAUGGGUAUCGGCGAAUUUGGCGCAGACGAAGACGAAGAUGGCGAUGCGGGUGGCCCCAUUGCACGACAGUCCACACGCAGCACACCACGCCAUUCUCUGGAGAUGCGCAAGCCGAGCGACGCAGCUACAGCUGAUACAUUUGCUACCCACCAUCCCCACCACCAACAUGUCUUUGCGCAGAGCGUCUUUGUCGCGCACAAAUCGCGUUCACCCUAUCGACCGCCAUCUGCCAACCCGAGUUUGCUCAGUGGCGUUGUUCGCGGACCGUCGCACGUCUCGGGCCGCAGUCCAAAGUUGUCCGCAACGUCAGACAAUGACGGGUUUCCGGUGCAGAGCAGCACAUCAGGGUUUCCGGCGACUGGCACGGGUACCUGGCGACACUCUUGGGGAAGACCACCGCCUUGCUGGGCAGGAUCCGUGGACCCGCCUCCUGCAAGCACGGACCCCGCUGCCAAAGGCGCUUCGAGCGGUGACGACGGAACCGACGGCAGACCUCGACUGCGAGAUGUUUUUGCAAACCGGGAUGAUGACGACUGGACAGACGAAGAAGAAGAGCAGACCUACUCAGGCGGACUGGGCCAGAUGGGCUCGCUGUCGUCCACCAUCUCGAGCAACGUGGGCCGAGGCAGCAGCAGCACCGCUUCUUCCGCAUCGCCCUACGCGACACGCAACUUUGCAGCGCUGGGCAGCAGCAGCGGCUACUCGAGUCAAGGUGCUGCGGGCUUCGAAUCCGCCAACGCGUUCCGCGGUGCAGCACCGUUUUCUUCACGCUACGCGGGGGUCCGCAGCAUCUUCCAGCCUCCGACGGCAGCUGCACCUGGAUUCGGAUCUCGAUCGCAUCAGCCUGUUUCGCUCAGCUUGGGCAACGAGUUCGCGCCGAAGCUGCUGUCGACGACCAUUCACUCGCCUACAAAGUCUACGGGUUCGUCACCCGGCGGUCUCGGAAGCAUCGGGGAGGCUGGAGCAGGAGAGGAAACCGCAGCGUCGUCAAAGUCAGAAUCGACAGGUGGUCAGGCUCAGCAGCAGCAGCAGCAGCAAUCGCAGCAGCAGCAAGGCGGCAGUCGUAUCACGGCCUCCUUCCACAAGCCUGUCCAGAUUAUCGAGGAGGAAGAGGAGGACGAGUGA
Molecule: messenger RNA, 4869 nt
Organism: Pseudozyma hubeiensis SY62
Lineage: Eukaryota; Fungi; Basidiomycota; Ustilaginomycetes; Ustilaginales; Ustilaginaceae
Product: likely protein kinase
Exons: 1
Coding region: 1-4869 (1622 amino acids)
Biological process (GO): protein phosphorylation
Molecular function (GO): ATP binding; protein kinase activity
Source: RefSeq, a predicted model, not a curated record